GUGGAGGAAGAGCGGGGAGCAGCCUCUGCACCUGCUCGUUUCCUGGGGCAUUGUUUCCUGGGGGACGCAGGGCACAGAACCAGGGUGGAUGAAAGACCUGGUAUGCUGCCAGGCAGCCGAAUGACACCUCAGGGACCUUCCAUGGGACCCCCUGGCUAUGGGGGAAACCCCUCCGUCCGACCUGGCCUGGCCCAGUCAGGGAUGGACCAGUCCCGAAAGAGACCUGCGCCUCAGCAGAUCCAGCAGGUCCAGCAGCAGGCGGUCCAAAAUCGAAACCACAAUGCAAAGAAAAAGAAGAUGGCUGACAAAAUUCUACCUCAAAGGAUUCGUGAACUGGUACCAGAAUCCCAGGCCUAUAUGGACCUCUUGGCAUUUGAAAGGAAACUGGACCAGACUAUCAUGAGGAAACGGCUAGAUAUCCAGGAAGCCUUAAAACGUCCCAUCAAGCAAAAACGAAAGCUGCGAAUUUUCAUUUCUAACACUUUCAAUCCGGCCAAGUCAGAUGCCGAGGAUGGGGAAGGGACGGUGGCUUCCUGGGAGCUUCGGGUAGAAGGACGGCUCUUGGAGGAUUCUGCCUUGUCCAAAUACGAUGCCACCAAACAAAAGAGGAAGUUCUCUUCCUUUUUUAAGUCCUUGGUGAUUGAACUGGAUAAAGAUCUGUAUGGUCCAGACAACCAUCUGGUAGAAUGGCACAGGACCGCCACUACCCAGGAGACAGAUGGCUUCCAGGUGAAGCGGCCAGGAGAUGUGAACGUACGGUGUACUGUCCUGCUGAUGCUGGAUUACCAGCCUCCCCAGUUUAAAUUAGACCCUCGCCUAGCCCGGCUCUUGGGUAUCCAUACUCAGACCCGUCCAGUGAUCAUCCAAGCACUGUGGCAAUAUAUUAAGACACAUAAGCUCCAGGACCCUCAUGAGCGGGAGUUUGUCAUCUGUGACAAGUACCUCCAGCAGAUCUUUGAGUCUCAGCGUAUGAAGUUUUCAGAGAUCCCGCAACGGCUCCACGCCUUGCUCAUGCCACCGGAACCCAUCAUCAUUAACCAUGUCAUCAGUGUUGACCCGAAUGAUCAGAAAAAGACGGCUUGUUAUGACAUCGAUGUGGAAGUGGAUGAUACCUUGAAGACUCAGAUGAAUUCUUUUCUGCUUUCUACUGCCAGCCAGCAGGAGAUUGCUACUCUGGACAACAAGAUCCAUGAGACAAUAGAAACCAUCAAUCAGCUGAAGACCCAGCGGGAGUUCAUGCUGAGCUUUGCCAGAGACCCUCAGGGUUUCAUCAACGACUGGCUUCAGUCUCAGUGCCGUGACCUCAAGACCAUGACAGAUGUGGUGGGUAACCCCGAGGAAGAGCGCCGAGCUGAGUUCUACUUCCAGCCUUGGGCUCAGGAGGCCGUGUGCCGAUACUUCUACUCCAAGGUGCAGCAGAGACGACAAGAAUUAGAACAAGCCCUGGGAAUCCGAAACACAUAGGGCCUCUCCCACAGCCCUGAUUUGGCUGCGUCGUUUCUUUAUUGGGGCCCGGGCUGCGUGCCUCCCAGCACCUGCCUUGGUCUUGCUUGGGGCCUUUCAGGGGAUGCUGUUCGUUGAAGGACAACUCCGGAAUGAAGAGGGUCUCACAUUUCUGUCACCCUCUCCCCCAUCCCGUCCCUUCUUGCCCCCAGCUUCCCUUUGCCCACAGAGCCCCUGUGCCUCUCCCUCCCUGGGCUGCAUGGGCCUCUAGAUAGUGGUAGAGAGAACCUGUAGUGGUGAUCCGUGCUCAGAAUGGAUUGGGCCUGAGGCCAAGUGGUCUUCAGGGGCCAGCUACACUGAUCGGGCCCGCUGAGACCCAGAAGUUGGGAGUUUAGCCCCUUUCAGGCCCGGGGGCUCUCUAUAAGCUAACUGACCUUGGCUCGCCUGAUGACAGAACCCACUUUCCUUCCUUCCCUCCACAGGUUUGGAGCACGCUCCCUCACUUGUUGCCCUCAGCACUAAAGGAUCCCUGGUGCUUGGGCACCACUGAGCCCAGGUCAUUCGCAGCCCUGACUGGCCCGCUGUCUCAGUGCUCUUACUCCCUGAUAGGGGCCACAUCAGUAUUGGAGUUUGUUCUGUGUUGCUCCCUCCCAGCACGCUCUAUAGCUGCUCUUCUUAGGAUUCCCUCCGGUCUGUUCUCACCCUGGGCAUUUGGGUGGGGGAAUCUAGCCUUUCCUUGUCUGAGCCCCAGGGAUCUAACCUGGGGUACCAUUGUUGCCAGUGGAGGCUGUUUCUUUCUGCUAUUGCUUGGAGGUAUGACUCAUUCAUUCGCUCCACCCUGUCUCCCCCACCUCUUCAUGGAGAAACAGGCCUAAAAUCAAACGGGUAAAAGCCCUGGGCCAGCCCUGUCUUCCUGUCCCUUGCCUGCCCAGUUAUCACCCACCGGUGACUUCUAGGGCACUGAGGAGUGAAAGCGCCUAGGGCUGGAGUGUAGCUCUGAGUUGGGUUUGUGAUUCUUCCUCUCCUUGCCUCACAGGAUUGUGACUCCCUAGCCCCUGCCCUCAAAGCUUCAGACCCCUCAGGUAGCAGCAGAACCUUGGGAUCUGGGCCCCUUGCAAGGGAGAUGGUUUUGCAUCUUGCCAGGAGAGCCUCAGAUCCUUCCAGGUUAUGUCACCCCCGAGUUAGCAUAUCCCAGGCUCGCAGACUCAACACAGCAGGGUGGGAGACAGCUGGGUGCAGAGUGGGGUUUCCGUUCAGCAUGGGCUCUAAACCCACAGAACUGACAAUGCCCCUGCUUCCCCACCCCUCCUCAGGCUCCUGCGAGCACAUCCCCAGCCCUGUAUCCCUCCCUGUUCCAGACUGGGGCUGGCAGAUUUCUCCCCAUCUCCCCCUUCCUGUCACUGCCCCUCCCCUCCCUGAAAGCUUCUCCCCGCAGUGACACUGGGCAGCCUCUGUCCAUGGGGCUGGAGCCAUGAGAAGGGAGCUUAGCACUCCUGCAGUGUCCUGUUGAAGAUAACUGUUUUUAUUAACUGAAUUUUUUUUUUCAUGGACCAAAUUUUUUUUGUACUGUCCCCUUAUCUAUGUCACCCAGUUUUAAUAAAAGAAUCUUCUGAAGGAUGGGUCCCCCAUGACAGGGGGAGCGCUCUUCCCUGGCUUUCUCCUCUGAUCCCUUCGGCCGUGCUCACAGUCCUCAUUUCAUGUGGCAGAUAUUUAGUGAGCAUUGUGGUGUGUCAGUGUGGUGCCAGGUGCAGUUCUCACUUCAGAGCUGUUCAGUCAACCCCACUUGUCUGUCAACAUGGUGGACCUGGUCCGUGUUGCUGGCAUCUUGGAAUCUCGUCCCCAGCUCCGGUGAGGAGGGUAUUAGGAAGGAAGCCAGCGGCACUGCCAUCUCUGCUGUCAUCCUGAGCACUGCAGGCAAUGUGCUGCCUUGGGGCACGGGCUUCCUGUGCUGGGUUCCACCUCUCCUGGGCUCCCGUCUAGACGUUGGCUAGGGCUUGCGUGACUAAAGACAUCUUUGUUCUCUGUGCCUGCCAUUCUUCUAAGGUUCCAAUUUCAGUGCCCUCAGAUUUUUGUUCUUAAGAACAGAGUGGACAUGCUGUUAGACACUGAAUGCACAACCCCUAGUUGGCAGGGUUUGCGUUCCCAUUGGCAGGAGCAUGACGUUCUGCAGUUUACAUUGUGCCGUGCUGCGUCCCACUCGGUGGCUCGGUCCUGUCCUGUGAGCUGGCUUGGUUCUCCUCCAGAGGGGGCUCAGGACACAGGGCUUCCACAUGCUGAAGUUGGAGUUUGACACUUGGCCUUUUGCCUCCAUGGAUGAGACAGGUGCCGCCUGGGUAGUCAAGCACUUCAAGGAUAUGAGCACUCCAGUGUGGAACUCGGAGGCUGAACGGAGAAAAAAGCCAUCUCAACAAGAGGACAUUGAAAUGGCAUCUGCUUUUCCUGAGGUUGACUUCAUGCAUAAUGAAUAGAGGCUGCUGAACCUCUAUUAAGUUCAAGCAAAUCUACAGUUGGCUCUUGGGAAAGGGCUCCUGGUGGCACAGAUAACCUGUGACUAGCCAACCCUGCCGGGGCCUGCACACUGCUCCUGUGACAUGAGUAAAUUCUUUGUCUCCACACUAAUUGUAGGUGCAAAGUGGGGUGGACAUAUUUAGGGGGAAAGUAGAGGGUUAUUUUAUGUAAAUUCAUUUAUACUUUAGGGUUGCCAUAUGCCCCAGGGACAGAGGCGUCCUUUCUGUCCCCUCACCUCAAUGCUCCCCACUGGCUGCCUGACGCUGGUGCCUGUCUCAGUGCCAGUCAUCUGUGGGGCUGGCUUUGUCGUGCAGCUUUCUUAAGCGUAACUACUGAUUCCAUGUGUGUUGCUCUGUGGGGUCUCCCUCGGAGAGGGAUGGGCUUUUCCUGAACAAUCCCUAGAACUUAGAAAACCAGUUCUCAGUCUCGACCUUCCGCCCACUUAACCCUUACCCAGUGGUUGCAUACAGACUCCCUUCUGGCCCAGUGCUUAUCACUAGUAUGGGUCAGCAGUGGCCCAGGGGAAUAGAAACACCCACUUAGUCCCCAGCCAAGCCAGGAGGUCAGUGUGUGUACACAGCAUUGCCUGUGCUCUGGGCCAAGGUGCACAGACAGCGAGAAUGCUAGGGAGCUCUUGCCUCACUUUCCAGUCUAGAAACCAGGUCCCCCCACACCCCCCUUAGUCAAACAUGGCUGUGGGCAGUGUGGAGCUGCUGAAUGUGGGCCUUCCACUCCUCCCUACUCAGUCGCCUCAGACCACGAAGUUCCCCAAAGGUCACAGCUGCCUUGA
Molecule: messenger RNA, 4741 nt
Organism: Condylura cristata (star-nosed mole)
Lineage: Eukaryota; Metazoa; Chordata; Mammalia; Eulipotyphla; Talpidae
Gene: SMARCD1
Product: SWI/SNF related, matrix associated, actin dependent regulator of chromatin, subfamily d, member 1
Exons: 13
Coding region: 103-1464 (453 amino acids)
Biological process (GO): regulation of transcription by RNA polymerase II
Cellular component (GO): SWI/SNF complex; nucleus
Source: RefSeq, a predicted model, not a curated record